UUGAAAACUGCCAUUGGGUCGGAAGUUGGGUGACACUCCGCCUGAGAUACAGAUCUACAAAUGCCGCUUAAACGCCCCGCAGAUCGCUCGCUGAUGGUGUGAAAACAUCCAGAGACGAUGUACAGGUUAAUUAAGAUGGCCGAUCCUGCAGCUCACACUUGUGGAAUAUUCUUGGAUUACAGCAGAAAGACUUGUUUUCUCCUCUGGGACUAGAACCGGUGUUGUAGGUGACCGUGUCCUCUGCCAACAGCCUGCAGUUUUUGGUCCUUUUCCACACUUUGCUGAGAUGAUUACGUUCUUCUACAUCGUGAUUGAAGUAGUGAUUGCUAUUCUUUCCGUUUUCGGCAACGUACUGGUGUGCUGGGCUGUUGCGAUCAACACCACUCUGAAGAACGCCACCAACUAUUUUCUGGUGUCUCUGGCUGUGGCUGAUAUUCUAGUCGGUUGCCUCGCCAUCCCCUUUGCCAUAACCAUCAGCAUCGGGAUAAACCUGGACUUUUAUGGAUGUCUCUUCCUUGCCUGUUUCGUCCUGGUGCUCACUCAGAGCUCCAUCUUUAGUCUCCUCGCUAUUGCAAUUGAUAGAUAUCUAGCUGUCAAAAUCCCUCUGAGGUACAAGGAACUGAUGACCGGUAAAACUGCCAGAGAGAUCAUUGCUAUUUUAUGGAUUCUCUCCUUUAUUAUUGGCCUCAUCCCGUUCUUUGGAUGGAACUUGAAGUAUGACAGGUGUAGGAACAGCUCUGUGACAAACACUACGAACACGAGCUUGACAGCAGGGACAGCGAGGGACUUACCGCACAGCUGCAAGCUCACGUGCUUUUUUGAGAGUGUAGUAGACAUGCAUUACAUGGUCUACUUUAAUUUCUUUGUGUGCGUGCUGCUGCCACUGCUCAUCAUGUUGGGCAUCUACCUGAACAUCUUCAAUGUGGCCAGGAAGCAGCUGAGGCAGAUCGAGCUGAAGUGUGUGGGCAACGGUGACAGCCAAAAUCACGGGUUGCUGCAGAAGGAAAUCCGGGCUGCCAAAUCCCUCUCCAUCAUCGUGGGACUGUUUGCCAUUUGCUGGCUGCCUGUCCACAUCCUCAACUGUUUCACGCUGUUUUACAAGAAGCUAGAUCUAGAGGUUGUCAUGUACGUGGCAAUCAUUCUGUCUCAUGCCAACUCCGCAGUAAACCCCAUCAUCUACGCUUACCGAAUCAGGGACUUCAGGGUCACCUUCCGCAAGAUCCUGAGCCCCUUCUCAUGCAAGAAGGAGAAGUCCCUCAGCUCCAAUGGCAGCAAACGCAACAAAGACCAAAUCAUCAUGCCCAUCGACCCUCUGCUAUAAGGAGUCGUAUAGAAGGAGUAUUAUCUGUGUCAACUGUUGUUUCAGUCUUGAUUUUAUUUUCCAGAGUUUUCUGAUGUUUACAGAACAAUGGUAUGAUGUAUGAAGAUGUCAAACACGCCUUGAAUGUGGACAUUUAUUUAUGUACUGUGGAACGUAUCAGGGGUCAAGCAAUGAAAUGUUUCAUAGUAAGUCUUACAUAACUUUUCUAUUGUGAAGGAUGUAUUAAAAAAAAUAUAUAUAUAUAUAUUAAAAGCUAACUGGAUUUGUUGGACUGUGAACGGGAUCCAAACUAAAAAUACUGUUUAUCAUCCUGAAUCCAACAUGUUACAAGUACAAACGCUCCUCUUUACUGCCAUUAUAUUUUAUAUUGUCAGCAUUCAGUGCCGGUGUUUAUUAACUUAUUUAUUACAAAACCCUAUCUUUGAGAAUGUAAAGAUCAAAAUCCUUUGUGUGGCUACAUCUGUACUUGUGGACCUAAAAGGUACAGCAGUAGUCUGUCCGUGGUUAUUUUUCUGGCUCGUGAACCUCUAAAUUCAAUUCAUAUUCUUGCUUAUCACAACUUCAUAUACAGAUAGUUUUUAUAGCUUUUACUGACUUAUGAAAGGAGCUGAAAAUGUGGUCAUUUUCAUUUCACUGUUCAGAAUUUGUGUCAGAUAACAAACACAUAAUACCUGUAUGUAGCAGAAAUGUUCUCAGUGUUGUCUGUUGCUUUCAGACUCGAGUAAAUGGCGGCGUUCGAGGGCGUUCCCACGUGUGUGCAGGAAGAAGAACUCGGCAGUGUGGAGAUGGAAGGAAAAUGCACUUUUCUGCUUUUUUGGAAGUUGCCAGCAAUGGAGUAAAAAAGAAAAAAAAAAAAAAAAAACAGAGGGAGAAAAAUAAAACAAACAAAAUGGUUUUAAUUUCACAUGAAUCAUGUCUCAAAGCCACUGGGGGCUCAAAAUUAGUUCGAGACUCCAGUGACUAUGAUACAGACUGAGCACUUUCUGGCUCCAAGUAGUUAGGAAACCCUUUGGAAAUGCUGGGAUUUCUGCUUGUGCGGUUCCAGAUAAACACACUGAGGUUAAGUUAAUAAUGCACAAAAGGCUAUGCUUUUCUGUCAUUAUGUAAUCACUCACAGUGUAGGCUGGAAGUAUUAAGUAUACUCUGAUAAUAUUAACUGCUAAAACCUUCCUGUAGCUGCUUAUGAGAGCUGCACAGCAAUGAGGAACCGUUCCAUGCAUCAAUAUUUUGAUUGAACCAGCUACACAAUCACUGAUCUGGUCGUUCCAAAACCUUCAUUUUCGCCGUUUUCAGCCAUUCUGUCAUCGAUUCACUAAACUUCAGGUCAUGAACUGCUGAGCUGACAUUCUCUGGUAAAAGUGUUUCUUGAUACAAUCUUACAUUCAUUGUUCUCUCAGUGUUUGCAAGGUUUUUAUGAUGCUCCCCACACAGCCAGUAACAGGUUAUAGAGUUAGCAUCAGAAACUUUUCCACCUCCAAAAAGUUUAGCUUCUAUUUUCUCCAUCUGUCCUUGGACCCUGGCCCAUAAGUGUUAUUGGGUACUCAGGUGGCAUCCAUCAUCAUUCUUAUUCAGUCUUUUUGUUAUCGUGACACAUGAACAAAUGCUUUAGAAAGUUUCAGAGAUGUCUGCAGGUGUUUUGUGUUGCUCCUCUGUUCUUCUUUCAUGUUGUGCAGGGAAGAGAGACGCAGCACUUCUGUAGUCCAUCUUAUUUGCAUCUUUCCAGCUUUGUGCAUCUCUGCAAAGCUUCUCUAAGGUUCUGAGACUUCUUUUGAUUGAGGACCAACCACCAAUCUUUCUAAUGAAGAGUAUAUAUUUUUUUAAUGUCUUCAUUGAUAGAUAAAGGCAUAUAAAGUCAUAUAACCCACACAUUCCCUCUCAUUUCCUUAACUGGAAACCUACGUUUCUUAAAGUAACCUUUGGAGAAGUUGUUAGCGUAGAGGUUCACUUAGGUUUUCCACCCAGCACUGUGAGUGAUCACUCUGUGCUGUUACCCUGUGUUACCAGUUCAGUCAGAUUUUGUUCAUCUAUAAUCGUGACCUAGAUGAAGGUCAGACCAUUUUUCAUGAGCGAUCACUGGAGAAAUCCUUGUAAUUCCAAAGGAUUCACUAACUUUGUCUUGCAGCUGCAGAAAAAUAGCACAAUUUGAUUUGAGGCAGACCCAUUAAUAUGAUGCAGUUUAGCACAACACGUGUGCCUGUGCUCCACAUAAUUUACAUUUUUAAAUGCUCAGGAAGAGGAAAACUGAUUGCAUCCUUUAUGGAAACAUGGCAUCUUCACAGUGCUGCUUUCUAUUUAGCCAAAUGAUGAGAUACUGUAGUAGACCUGAAAGCCAAGUCAAACUUAAUUCUUCAGAUCAAUGCAAUUUGAUUUAUUAUUCUUUAUCCCAGCACUUAAAUACAUAAAGCAUCAUUGCUUUGAUUUAUCUGGGUGUAAAUGAAUGUCACUUGCCUCAGGGGUACAGCUGGCACCCCCCCAGGCCGAAGCAGACAGUCUCAGUUGGAACCUCGAGGCCCUGUUAGUGAAAUCUCUGCACUGACAUUAGCUUUUUAAUUUAAGAAAACGUGACUAUUGUGCUCUCCAACCUCCUGUGCAUUAGCAAGUUCAACUGAAAAAAAAAAACAGAGAAUGUGAUGUGGUGACACUGAGGAAACACUGUAUCAGACACAUCUGUCACUCAGCGGUGCAGCAUCAGAGCUCAGCACAGCCACGAGCUUUUAGAUUACAAAGAAAGGUCCAAAAACCGGUGAAAUUAUCCAGAGCACAGAAGUUUUGUUUGGAGUGUUGUAGCCUGAAGGUGUUUUUGGUCGCCGGAGAGCCAUCAUUACUGCGACGAGGGCUUGGCACUAGCAUUUCAGAUCAUUUCCUGUUCAGUAUGCUUCACUGGUGGUGGUAAACCAUGCUGUCUAUCCAUCCGCGCUCGCUUCCAGUGCUUCAUUAUCUCCAUCUUCAUUUGCUUUUGUGUCCAGUGAUCCACCUCUGACUAAUUCAAGGGCUAAAAUACAGGAGUGUGCAGCAUUAAGUACAUUCCAGCGGAGACAUCUACACUGUAAAUGCGCUGUGAUGUUGUAUUAUUGUCUAUGUUGGCUGAUGUGUAAAAAAUAAGUACUGUAGGUGUUCAGCUUUUUCAGCCAGCUAUCGAUGUCCAACUAUUGCCUUCUUUUUCAAUUUUAACAGUAAGCCGAAUAAGUUGAUGGAGUUCAACAUUCCUGCCUUUCAUUCCGAAGUACCUGGCUGUCAGUGUGCUGUAGUGUUGUUACUAAUCAGGAAAAACAUCCUCUGUGGUAGAGCUGAUGUUCAUGUUUUCCAGAGGCCAUUCUUUGGUUUAUCCAAAAACUGCAAACUGAUGUUGCUAUUUAACAUGAUGAACUCUGUAUGUAUGGUGAAUUAUUUUGUUAAUAAAGG
This is a messenger RNA of Archocentrus centrarchus (flier cichlid), 4723 nucleotides long. RefSeq names its product adenosine A2b receptor (gene adora2b). Bases 287 to 1321 code for a protein of 344 amino acids. Gene Ontology annotation, molecular function: G protein-coupled adenosine receptor activity. The transcript has 3 exons. The record is from RefSeq and is a predicted model, not a curated record. Lineage: Eukaryota; Metazoa; Chordata; Actinopteri; Cichliformes; Cichlidae. Gene Ontology annotation, cellular component: plasma membrane. Gene Ontology annotation, biological process: G protein-coupled adenosine receptor signaling pathway; vasodilation; adenylate cyclase-activating G protein-coupled receptor signaling pathway.